Drosophila santomea is the source of this 1129-nucleotide messenger RNA. RefSeq lists its product as uncharacterized. Bases 482 to 1129 code for a protein of 215 amino acids. NCBI's taxonomy places the organism in Eukaryota, Metazoa, Arthropoda, Insecta, Diptera, Drosophilidae. The record is from RefSeq and is a predicted model, not a curated record. The transcript has 5 exons.
AUGGUAAUGCCACCUCACCAUGGCAGCCCAAAAAGUCAACUGGCCAACAAGCCAGCGCGACUAACUGCCUCUGGUUUCCAAGGAAAAUACAUAACUGCCUUAACUGCCUAUAGAUGCACAAAUACAUCAAGUGGCAAUCCAACCCGUAGUUGACUCACGUCCCAGCGACGUUUCCGCUGAACCCGAAAGCAUUUCAAUCGGGGAUUAAAUUGGUGUCGCGGUCCAAUGACUUUCCGAAGUCAGAGCCAUCGUUUGCAGUGGUCUGGUGGCGCAGACGCAGUGUUUGCUAAUUAGUCGGGCAGGCAAAAGUAGGUAAACCCAUAGGAUCACGUGCUUUCUAUCACCUCUCUCUAACACAAUGCACACACCCAUCUCGCCGGCUUACAAACUCUCGUAGAACAAAGCCAUGGCACCGAAGCUGUAAGAAUCGAGGUGGUAAACGUUGCCCAGAGCUCGAUCAGGCAACACAAGAAGCGACAACAUGAACCUGUUAAGGAAUAUUAUACUGCUCCUGUUCACUCUGGUGGCUGCGAGUGCCUUGGAGGCCAAUCUCACUUCGUGGCGACAUCACAGACGGCAAAAGCGUUUCCUGAUCUAUCAGAAUGGCGGUGUGAUCAAGUUUGUUUCGGGUUGUGCAUUUCCGGUUCCGUUAAUGGAGAAAAAAGUGUGGCGCCAGUUGGUUUGGCUGAUGAACUUUCACUAUCAGUUCAAUGAGCCGCAAACUCCAAUCUACUGGUGGAAUCUUUGGGAUGGUUCCCGAAAUCUCAAGGGACCUUUGACCCAACUAGCUCCUCCAACGAUUCCAGCGCGCAUCUUGGUGGAUGAACCGCAGCUGUUGCUCUUCAAGUUCGCCGAGGGCUAUAUGAAUCAGUUGGGUCAAAAUGGUAGUGCCUGUCUGGAACGUUUAAUCUGCGAGAAUGGUCAGGUGGAUGAGCAUAGUGGACUCUACGCCCAGCUGCUACACAGGCUGUUAAGACCUCAUCGAACGCUGGACGGGAGGUAUUUGGAUGCCUUCAGGAUGGGUCGCCAUGGCGUUGACUGUCGAAAAGCCUUUCCAGAGGCCCAGCACUGCGUUUUGGACGACUACAUACACCUCCAUGAGCGAGGACCGAAACAGAGUUUUCUUUAG